AUGGACACAAAUGGACACCACACCGCCGCCGAUAAUGGCUUCGAUAUGAUUGACCUAAAAGCCCAAUGCAUCCGAUCGAUAGGUUGGGUUAUAAAAACUCGAAUAUACGAUAAUGUUAUUAUGAGUCGAGGAACGGGUGUUUUUGUCGAUCAUCGUCUACUGUUGACCUGUUAUCAUGUGGUCAAACAUAAUCAGUUUGUUUUUGUUCAAUAUGUAAAAAGCUAUGAUAAUCAGUGGUCAGAUGAUUCAGAUUCAGAAUUAGAUUUAGAUUCAGAUUUAGAUUCAGAUUCAAAAUCAGAUUCAGAUUCAGAUUCAGUUUCAGAUUCAGAUUCAGAUUCAGAUUCAGAUUCAAAAACAAAAUCAAAAUCACGACAGAUAUUACAGUUAUGGCCUAUGGGUGUAGGGGACGUCCUAUAUGUCGAACCGCACAAUGAUCUGGCAUUAGUACGGCUCAGGGAUCCGCCAUCACCAAUGUAUAAUACGUCGACAACAAUGCCGUUGACUACCAGUCCAGAGAGUACCGAUUUUGGUUCACCAGUAGCUCUGCUAGGUCAUGGCGGAAACGUACGAUAUGCACUACACCCGGGUAUGGUUAUUACACCCCAAGUCGACAACUAUUUGAUACCCAUUGCCUACUACUUAAGUGUUGUACCCAUCAAUGAAAAACAGCCGAUCAUAGCGCACAGUACUAUCUCAUUGCACGGCAAUUCGGGCGGUCCUGUCAUCGAUACCAAUGGCCAGGUAUGCGGUAUUUGUUGGGGAGGUAUUAUAAGACGUGGACAGAUAUCGUUUGCAAUCGGCACACAAAUAUUGAAGGAGUUUAUGGCCAAUGCAUUGGCCUAUGAAAGUGAUGGUAGAAAGCAUAACCGUCUCAGGAAACGGUAUGAAUGGGACAUUCGGUCCAAUACACGACUAUUGGGUCUGAUUUUAUCUAAACAACCGUUUUCGGGUAGUUUUACUGUACAGACAGCUCUGCCCAGUGCUACAAAUAAUGCAAAAAAUAUUAUCGGCACUAAUGUAUUGAAAAUCGGUAGACAAGACUUCAAUACUAUCGAUAUUAUCCGAUCGGCUAUUGUUAAUGAUAGGGUAAUAACCGUUUGUUUUAGGUAUACGACUGAUGAUGAAGAUAAUAGUCAAACGGGUAGAAAGUUAAGCACCCAAUCCCUUAGCAUCGAUACUAUACCAUCAACUGAUAAUCACGGCAUUAGUAUUAUACCAUUAGUUAUUUGA
Oppia nitens is the source of this 1230-nucleotide messenger RNA. RefSeq lists its product as uncharacterized. NCBI's taxonomy places the organism in Eukaryota, Metazoa, Arthropoda, Arachnida, Sarcoptiformes, Oppiidae. The transcript is spliced from 3 exons. The record is from RefSeq and is a predicted model, not a curated record. The coding region runs from base 1 to 1230 and encodes 409 amino acids.